Messenger RNA from Amphiprion ocellaris (clown anemonefish), 1167 nucleotides. It is a transcript of the gene hmgn1a, whose product is annotated as high mobility group nucleosome binding domain 1a. The transcript is spliced from 6 exons. Gene Ontology annotation, molecular function: nucleosomal DNA binding. The record is from RefSeq and is a predicted model, not a curated record. Bases 158 to 493 code for a protein of 111 amino acids. NCBI's taxonomy places the organism in Eukaryota, Metazoa, Chordata, Actinopteri, Pomacentridae. Gene Ontology annotation, cellular component: nucleus; chromatin.
AUCCGGUUUGAGCUAGUUCUGGUACUGCUCGGACGUUAAUGUUAAGUUACAGACUGCUCUGGAGGUGUAUAAGACAGAGGUGCAAGGCUGAACCACAUUACGCUGAUUGUCCUAAAAGGCUGUGCUGUUGUGUAAAAUCCGUGCUACCAAAGCAACGAUGGGAAGGAACAAAGCUAGCGCUGAUGCAGACCCAAAUGCUGAGCCAAGGAGAAAAUCUGCAAGAUUAUUAAAAUUGAAAGAGACAGAGGAAAAGCCAGAAAAGCCAGAAAAGAAAAAGGCACCUGCCAAGAAAGAUGUGAAAAAACCAGCAAAGGCUAAGCCAGAGGAGAAGAAAGAAGAACCUCAGGCAGAGACAGAAGAGGCUCCAGCAGAAAACGGGGAGGCCAAAGCUGAGGAGACCACAGCUGCAGAGGAACAGGCGAACGGCACAGAGGAACAGCCAGACGGUGAAGAGGAACAGCCGAAUGGCGAAGAGGAAAAAGAAGCAGAGUAGAAGCGAUACCUCUGAACUCAUUUGCCAAUGCUCCCUGUACCUCCUUUGUUGUAAAAUGCAGAGAAUAUUUUUAUCUACUAUUUUCUUAUGACAACAAUGUUUUUAGGGAUGUGAUUGCAUUUUUUUCCUAAAUACUACAACUUCCAUUCACUCUCAUGACUUGUGUGAAGGGAAGGUCUCUGUCAUUAUGUUCUUUUGGUCAUUUUGUUGUUAGAUUGUAGUUUUGUUUUGUUUUUUUCUGCAUGGCAUGCAAUAAUGCCUUCAUCAGGAAUGGGAGAGUUUACCUGAAACAUUCCCAAAGAAUUUUAAGAGAUUUUGUAACCUGUACUGUGUUGAAUACACAUCAAAAUACUGUUUGUUUGAUAAUGGGAUGAUUUGAAAGUUUGAAGCUUGUAUUCUAUGCUUUAACAAAAUGCCUUGUUCACAAUGUUCACUUUCAUCAUUUUCACAAGGAGUCCGGGAGUUGGUUUUCACUUUAAGGUACAAUUGAGAACGGUUAAAUUAAUCAAUGUUCUAAGCUAUGCUCAAAACAAAAAUGCAUUACAGUUAGUCAUAUUUGAUAUGGUUUUGGGAUUUGUCUACCAAUGUACAGUUUCCUCCUUUAAAAAAAAAAAAAAUGUUUUCUUUGUUUUGGAUGGUAUGAAAUGCCAAUUAAAGUGGGGAAUUUCUUUUAA